UCUCUCGGGCUGGAUCUUGAUGCCGACCCGUAACCCCAAAUACCUUCUCCCCACCAUCAACACUCCGUCCUCAAUUUGGAUCCGGGUCCGACCGCCCUUACCCUCUCGGAGGACGAAGAUGAUAAAAAUUUCCAAACCCGAGUCAUCAAUUCUGAAAGAAAAUGAUUUUGGAUUUCAGGUUAUGAAUUCGGACCCCGAAUCCGGCCCAGAGUUACCCGGCCAUUCAAGCGGCUGAGACGAGGAACCGCAAUCCGGGAAUCGAGAUUGAAGAAGAAAGAAAAGGACUCGGUUUUGUGUGAUAAUGGUGAUGAUGAUAUUGAAGAGUUCUCCUCGCAGGAGGAUUUUUUUAGAGAUGCACAUCCAUCAAUACAGUACAAUUCUGUACGUAGUUCCAUUGCAUGGUUCUGGGGUUCUGAAUAAAUCAUCAAGCCAGAAGAGAAUGGAACAGGCUCCAUCCUAUUCCUUCGCAGAGACAGGCCGCAAUUGCUCGGUAUUUCCAGAGUUAACCAUCAGUCCUCUCCGAAGGUUUCAGUUAGUUGAUUCUGAUUCUGAAGAGCCUCUUAUGAAUGAAGAUGUAAGCAGAAAGACUCCAAGAACUGAUUCAUCUUUGAAGAAGCAGCAGCCUCCUGCAUGCGAACAAAAAAGAAAUCAAUCAGCUGAUAAGCAUCAGAGUGAGGAUUUGUGGAAGGAUUUCUGUCCACUAAAGAGUUUUCACAUUCCGACACCUGUUCUGGAUGAGGUCUGCAAAGAAUAUUUCCAUUCCUUUCAAGUUACGAACGCAGCUCAGAAACUGGAAAGUGAUUUAUAUAAAGUCAGAGUGGGCUGUCAUGAAGAUGUAAAUAACAUCAAAGGCUUUGAGCAAAGAUGGAAUUUGGCUGACCCUCUGCCUCCAGUUCAUCAUUAUUUCUUCCAUGACGAUCCAAGGAUUCAGACAUUAGUCCGCUGUCGCUUAUCUAACUGUUCCCCAUUUGGCAUUAUUAACAAGGGAAAUCAGCAGCAUAGCGAAUCAGUCAUUAAUUACAUGAGUCAAUUCCAUGAGGAAGCUUCUAAGCAGGGGGAAACUCGGAGAAGUAACAGUGGGAGAGGCUCAACAAGGGGAAGAAACAAAUCAAAGAAAUCAAAUGCCAGAGAAGUCGGGCAUGCUUCGGAAGUCUGGGUAGAUCCCAAAAGCAGUUCUACCAUUCCAAAGGAUGUUGGGAAAAAACGCAUUCAUGCAAAUGGUCAAGCUGCUGGUCGAUGGUUUACAUCCUCCGACGGCAGGAAGGUUUAUGUUUCAAGAAGUGGUCAGGAGUUGAAUGGUCAAAUUGCCUACAGACACUACAGAAAGGAGAGUGGAGGGUUCAGAAAUUCAAAAAAGAAAACCAAUGUCAAGAGGAAGAAAGGCUGAAUGUGGAUGCAUUUCAUUCCUGUAAACAUUGCAGAUUAAAUUUUUCAUGCAGAUCAUCUACAUUCAAGUUUGAUCACAAGCAUUCAAGUUUGUACACUUGCCAAUCCUAGUUUUAAAACUUCUGCAAAGCAUCAUUUAUACAAGGAAAGCUCAUUCAAAUCCUCAAAUCACAAGAAGAUAAUGGGAGCAAAAUCUAUUAACCAUUAAUCUCGGCAAUCUGCAGACUUUUAUUUAGGAAAUUUAGUUAAAUGAAAUCGGGAUUUUGCUAGGUAAGGCUCCUGCUCAAUUCGAUGGUUUCCCUUGCCUGCAGCUAAACUAGCUUAAGCCUGGCUAAAAUACAGGCCUAAUAAAUCACAAAAGAAAUUCUUGGUCAA
Hevea brasiliensis (rubber tree) is the source of this 1761-nucleotide messenger RNA. RefSeq lists its product as uncharacterized. The coding region runs from base 302 to 1387 and encodes 361 amino acids. The transcript is spliced from 5 exons. NCBI's taxonomy places the organism in Eukaryota, Viridiplantae, Streptophyta, Magnoliopsida, Malpighiales, Euphorbiaceae. The record is from RefSeq and is a predicted model, not a curated record.